AUGAUGAAAGAGCCUGAGAAAAUCAUGAAAAAGAAUAUCUUAAAUGGACAAAUUAAAUACUAAGUUAAAUGGAAGGGCUUUGAAGAAACCACAUGGGAAUCUGAUGAAACUAUGAAGAAAUACAAAGAACUCAUUGAAGAUUACAAUUAUUUCUCCUUGACUGGUGAAAGAUAUGAUGAAAAAAAACUAGAAGAAAUCAGAUAAUUGACUGUUCAAUCACAACCAAGAACAGCUAUCAAAAGAGUAGCAAUGCCCAAAUCAAUGAUUCCAAGUGAAUUAAACAAAAAAGAAAAAAAAAUAGAUAAAAUUGAUAGCAAGCAUGUUGAAAUUAUAGACAAUCCUAAAAAUGAUUUACAACUAGAUAAAGUAGAUAUCAUCUAGUCAUCAAAUACUACAAUCAAUCUCGCUGAAGUAUCUAAGUAAUUUUAAUAUGUAAAUUUAAGAAAAGCCCCAUAAAUAUUAGCAAAUUCCAAUGACAAAUUAUAAACCAUUAAAUUGUAGACUGAUGAAAAUAAAGGGUUGUUUUCGCUAAUUUGGAAAGAGAGAUCGGAUGGCAUUAGACCAUAUUGUGAUGAAUACACUUAUGAAGAUUUCAAAAUUUAAGCUCCAUUGUUUUUUAUUUAGUUUUUUGAAACCUGUAUUUUUGAAUGUUAAAGUUAAAAUGAUAUUAAGUAAUAAUUCAAAUUAAUUUAGAUUUGAAAUUCAAGGAUAAGAUAUCGCUGAAAGAAUUUAAGUGAUUAAAGAUAUUUUAGAAAAAAGGGAUUAGGAUAAAAAAUAAAGCGAAUUCCAAUAAUGA
This is a messenger RNA of Paramecium octaurelia, 796 nucleotides long. NCBI's taxonomy places the organism in Eukaryota, Ciliophora, Oligohymenophorea, Peniculida, Parameciidae. The record is from the annotation of a GenBank genome assembly.